Anolis sagrei ordinatus is the source of this 2353-nucleotide messenger RNA. RefSeq names its product zinc finger protein 135-like. Gene Ontology annotation, biological process: regulation of transcription by RNA polymerase II. Gene Ontology annotation, molecular function: DNA-binding transcription factor activity, RNA polymerase II-specific; RNA polymerase II cis-regulatory region sequence-specific DNA binding. Lineage: Eukaryota; Metazoa; Chordata; Lepidosauria; Squamata; Anolidae. The record is from RefSeq and is a predicted model, not a curated record.
AAUGAGGACUUUUUGGAGCCACCUCUUGGAUACAGCAAGGAAACCAAAACUAUAAGAAGACGUAAUCCUCUCAAGGUGAUAUUCUUGCUGAAUUCUUGACCUUACUUCCAGAUAAGACAUUAAAAAAGAAGAGUCAACUAUCUGUUUUGUAUUUAAACACCCAUAUCACUGUUGACAUGGAGGAAACAUCAAAAUGCCUGGAGUGUGGAAAAAACUUCUCCCGCAGUAGAUGUUUACAUUUACAUCAAAGGACUCCCACUGGGGAGAAACCCUAUACGUGCCUGGAGUGUGGAAAGAGCUUCUCUCGUCCUUCAGGUUUACGAUCGCAUCAAAGGACUCACACUGGGGAGAAACCCUAUACGUGCCCAGAAUGUGGACGGAGCUUCACCGAGAAUGGACCUCUACGUUCCCAUCAAAGGAUUCAUACUGGGGAGAAACCUUAUGAAUGCCGGGAGUGUGGACGGAGCUUCACUCAGAGAGGAAAUCUACGAUCACAUCAAAGGACUCACACUGGGGAGAAACCCUAUAAAUGCCUGGAGUGUGGAAAGAGCUUCACUCACCGUACAAAUUUAUAUUCGCAUCAUAGGACUCACACUGGAGAGAAACCCUAUAAAUGCCUGGAGUGUGGACAGAGGUUCACUGAUAGUUCAGGUCUACGUUCACAUCAAAGGAUUCAUAGUGGGGAGAAACCCUAUAAAUGCCUGGAGUGUGGAAAUAGUUUUGGUCAUAGUGGAGGUCUACGUAAGCAUCAAAGGACUCACUCUGGGGAGAAGCCCUAUACAUGCCUGGAGUGUGGAAAUAACUUUGCUCAAAGUGAAGCUCUGCGUAGGCAUCAAAGGACUCACACUGGGGAGAAACCCUAUAAAUGCCUGGAGUGUGGACAGAGCUUUGCUAAUAGUACCGGCCUGCGUUCCCAUCAGUGGACUCACACUGGAGUGAAACGCUAUACAUGCCUGGAGUGCGGACAGAGUUUCACUGAUAGUUCAAAUCUAUAUAAACAUCAAAGAAUUCACACAGGGGAGAAACCUUAUACAUGCCUGGAGUGUGGGCGGAGCUUCACUCGUCGUUCAGGUUUAUGUUCGCAUCAAAGGACUCACACUGGGGAGAAACCCUAUACAUGCCUUGAGUGUGGACGGAGCUUCACUGAGAUUGGAAAUCUACGUUCACAUCAAAGGAGUCACACUGGGGAGAAACCUUAUACAUGCCUCGAGUGUGGACACAGUUUCACUCUGAGGGGACAUCUAAAUUCACAUCAAAGGACUCACACUGGGGAGAAACCCUAUAAAUGCCUGGAGUGUGGACAGAGCUUCACUGAUAGUUCAUAUCUGCGCUUGCAUCAAAGGAUUCACACUGGGGAGAAGCCGUAUAAAUGCCUGGAGUGUGGAAAUAGGUUUGCUCACAGUGGAGCUCUACAUAGGCAUCAAAGGACUCACUCUGGGGAGAAAUCCUAUAAAUGCCUGGAGUGUUGAAUGAGCUUCACUUGUUCAAGUAAGAAUGGUCAUCGAAGGACUCAAACUGGGGAUUAACCCCAUACAUGCCUCAAGUGUGGAAAAAGCUUCACUCACAGUAAGCAUCUACAUAAACAUCAACAUAGAGGAGAACACUAGGGAGAAAACCUAUAAACACAUGGCACAUGGCAUAGUUCCAUUAGACCUCACUACCUCUGAGGAUGCUUGCCAUAGAUGCAGGCGAAACGUCAGGAGAGAAUGCCUCUAGACCAUGGCCAUACAGCCCGAAAAAACCUACAACAACCCAGUGAUUCCGGCCAUGGAAGCCUUCGACAAUACAUUGAACAUUGAAGAAGAUUGGGAAGGAUUAUACAAACUUUUGGAUUGGUCAUAUAGAAUUACAUAAGAUGUGUGGGGCACAAAGAGGGAAGAUGUACAAUAAGGAAAUGGCCAAAUCAAAUGAAUUAAAUUUGGCUUUGAAUAAUUUCAACCAUUUAAAUUAAAAGAAUACAAAAAAUGGCAAGAAGAGCUCAAGAACUGUGGGUGAAAAAGGAUAUCACUAUUACUUGUGUGUGUGUGUUUUGUAUUAUGUCCUUACCCAAGAUUUAAGAAAUUCUGAGUAAUGGCUGUUGGGAACAGCAACCUCCCAGAAGCCUCCACUGACUUUUUGUUAAUGUAUACAAUGGUUAGCCAGUAUUCUGUGUGUAUGUUGAUUUCCCAGUUUGGCCUUCCUCUUUGGUGUGGGAGGAGCUAUAGCCAUGACGGUUCUGAGCGUGUGCAGACGUGGGCACCCCGGUUUGUGUUCAGUGUGCUUUUGGGCUUCAGGGAGGGGGUGUUUGUGCUCCUGGGCUUCGGUGUGAUCAGUCUGUUUGCCCCCUCUUUGGAGGCAGGUGUGUCCGCUUGUG